This is a messenger RNA of Cydia pomonella (codling moth), 2166 nucleotides long. It is a transcript of the gene Lsd-1, whose product is annotated as lipid storage droplets surface-binding protein 1. The record is from RefSeq and is a predicted model, not a curated record. Bases 131 to 1435 code for a protein of 434 amino acids. Lineage: Eukaryota; Metazoa; Arthropoda; Insecta; Lepidoptera; Tortricidae. The transcript is spliced from 9 exons. Gene Ontology annotation, biological process: lipid storage; positive regulation of triglyceride storage. Gene Ontology annotation, cellular component: lipid droplet; cytosol.
CAACAAUUAACAACAAAUAGAUCCAAUAUUUUUAAACUGCGAGAUAACCUUUAACAAUAUCUCGUUUGACUAAAGCCGGCGAGCAUCAGUUGUGUUUAGUUUCUCUGUGAAGUGAUACCAAGGUGUGUCGAUGUCUGCGGAGUACAGCGCGAGGAUCACGGUGACUGGCGGAAUGGGGGGCAACGGGGACGUGUACAAGAGGACCUUUAAUGGGAGCUGCGCUGUGGGGCUCAAGAAGGGAAAGGGUUCCAUUGCCCAGAGAGCUGAAGCGUACUUGCAGGCUGUGAGCAAAAGCCAGGGGCCGUCGCCCAAGGUGACUGCAUCAUCGAAGCCACAGCUGCCGCGCCUGGAGGUGGUGUCGCGGGUCGCCGCCAUCCCCAUUGUGGAGUCCGGGAUCGGGGUCACGGAGAAGAUAUACUUCAGGAUCAAGGAGUCGAACCCCCUGUUCCGCUGGUACCUGUCCCUGUACGAGAAGACGCUGAGCACGGGCGUCCAGCUGGCGCUUCCAGCAGUGCAGCUGCUGGAGUCGCCCAUCCAUCAGCUGGACCGGUUCCUGUGCGCGUCGCUGGACGUGGUGGAGAAGAGAGUGCCCUCUAUACAUCUGCCUCCGCAAACUAUGUACAGUGAAACCCGACAGUACGUUCUCCGGCGGGCGGACUCCGUGAAGCAACUCGGCACUGCCGUGCUGGACUCCCGCGUUACCUGCGCGACCGCCAGCGCGCUGGACCGCGCGCUGUCCACCGCCGACAAGUACGUGGACAAGUACCUGCCGCCCGACACCAAGGACCCCGUGGACGUGAGCAUCAUAGUCCAAGACGCGGAGAGCUCCGGCUCGGGCGGGCGCGCGGCCGCGGCCCAGGCCGUGCAACAUGGCGCGCGACUCCGCCGCAAGCUGCAGAGGCGUCUCACGCGUCAGGCGCUCGCCGAGGCCAAGGCUAUCCGCGAGCAGAUCCACGUGCUCGUCUACGUGGCAGAACUAGUGGCUACGGACCCUGUCUUGGCUUGGAAGAAGGCCAAGGAGCUGUACUCGUCCCUGAGUCAGCCAGAGCCAGAGAACCAGGCGCGGCCGGAGACGCUGGAGCAGCUGGUGGUGCUGCUGGCGCGCGAGACGGCCCGCAAGAUGGUGCACCUGGUCAACUACACGCACACGGAUUUGCCCAGAAACGUGAGCACAGGCUUGGCGGUGGUGACUAAGCAUCUCUCCGGUGCCGCCGACGCGCUCCUCAAGACGCUGCCGGUAGACUCCGCGCUGGCCGAGGUUCGCAGCUGGAGGAGCAAGUUGGAGCAGUUGCUGCACCAGCUGCAGGCUAGCUCUAAGGUCUAUUUGGAGCACCUAGCCAUCUUCCUGGCGGGCAACGAAGAGAGAGAGAAGAUCGCGCCGCGCUCCUCGCUGGACCAGCGCGAGGACCUCGCCGCCAUCAACGGAGUCAACUAGCUCACCUUUACCAUCGUCCUCACUUGUUUGCUGCUGACUGACCGUUUGUAGUUCUUAUUGCAACGAGAUAAGUUCUACCAACGAUCACUGUGCUGCUGUUACUAUAUGCAUACUAGGAUAUAAUUAUGUUUAGUUACGUAUAACAAGAAAUUAGCAAGAUAGUAGAGCACUGAAGGCAGACUGCGAACAUCGAAACUUCGUUUUUCGCCUCCCUAUCGCUCGAAUAUCCAAGAGCGAUAGAGAGGCAUAUAAUGGAUUUUCGAUUUUCGAUAUCCACAGUAGGCUAUUCGGACGGUGCUACCAUUUGUGCCUUAUUAUUUUGUCUACUGGUGGGUCUACCUCCGUGCACCGCUUCGCUGGCUUACAUGUGAAUGUCCUCAGAAGAGACGGGUGGUAGCGCGAGCCGCAGGCGAGGCCGAACAAUAUAUCGUCUUUUCUUACUAUGGUCUUUAAAAGUAUGUGUAUUUUUAAAAGUUAUUAAUUUAUGAAAUACCCAAAUUUUAAAUGUAAUUAUUUUAUUUUGUGACUGCAAAGAUAUUAUAAUGAGCAUCUUAUUUUAUUUAAAUAUUAUUUACCAAUUUUGGAUGUUAUUCCUUGUUAGAAUAAAGAGUUCUCUAUCAAUUAUCUUUUAUCAUAACAAUUUUAUUUAUAGUUUUAUUAUUGUAAACUUAUUUGUAUUAUUUUGGUGUUGAUCAUUAUGUAGAAUAAUACAAUAUAAAGUUUUCAAUACA